Molecule: messenger RNA, 2074 nt
Organism: Mandrillus leucophaeus (drill)
Lineage: Eukaryota; Metazoa; Chordata; Mammalia; Primates; Cercopithecidae
Gene: FOXL1
Product: forkhead box L1
Exons: 1
Coding region: 38-1075 (345 amino acids)
Biological process (GO): cell differentiation; regulation of transcription by RNA polymerase II; anatomical structure morphogenesis
Molecular function (GO): RNA polymerase II cis-regulatory region sequence-specific DNA binding; DNA-binding transcription factor activity, RNA polymerase II-specific
Source: RefSeq, a predicted model, not a curated record
UGCGUUGCGGGGAGCGCAGCGCAGGCUCUCGCUUGCCAUGAGUCACCUCUUCGAUCCCCGGUUGUCUGCCCUGGCAGCCUCGCCCAUGCUCUAUCUGUACGGUCCCGAGAGACCCGGGCUGCCUCUGGCCUUCGCCCCCGCGGCUGCUCUGGCUGCCUCGGGCCGGGCCGAGACCCCGCAGAAGCCUCCCUACAGCUACAUCGCGCUCAUCGCCAUGGCGAUCCAGGACGCGCCCGAGCAGAGGGUCACGCUCAACGGCAUCUACCAGUUCAUCAUGGACCGCUUCCCCUUCUACCACGACAACCGGCAGGGCUGGCAAAACAGCAUCCGCCACAACCUCUCGCUCAACGACUGCUUCGUCAAGGUGCCCCGCGAGAAAGGGCGGCCGGGCAAGGGCAGCUACUGGACGUUGGACCCCCGCUGCCUGGACAUGUUUGAGAACGGCAACUACCGGCGCCGAAAGAGGAAGCCCAAGCCGGGCCCUGGGGCCCCGGAGGCCAAGAGGCCCCGCGCCGAGACGCACGAGCGCAGCGCGGAGGGGCAACCUGAGGCAGGGAGCGGGGCAGGGGGCUCGGGCCCCGCAAUCCCACACCUGGAGGGAGCGCCUGCGGGCCCCUCGCCCCUCCUGGACGGCCCCUUUCCGCCGGCGCCCCUCCACUGGCCGGGGACCGCGUCCCCAGACGAGGACGCCGGUGACGCUGUCCAGGGCGCAGCGGCCGUGGCCGUCGGCCAGCCAGCGCGCACGGGGGACGGCCCGGGGUCCCCUCUGCGCCCCGCCUCCCGCAGCUCUCCGAAGAGCUCCGACAAGUCCAAGAGCUUCAGCAUAGACAGCAUCCUGGCGGGAAGGCAGGGCCAGAAGCCGCCUGCAGGGGACGAGCUCCUGGGGGGCGCCAAGCCCGGGCCCGGCGGCCGUCUGGGUGCCUCGCUCCUGGCCGCCUCCUCCAGCCUCCGUCCGCCUUUCAACGCUUCCCUGAUGCUCGACCCGCACGUCCAGGGCGGCUUUUACCAGCUGGGGAUCCCCUUCCUCUCCUAUUUCCCCCUGCAGCUUCCCGACACGGUGCUCCACUUCCAGUAAAGCAAACGAUGGCGCGGUUCUUCUCCCGGCCCGGCCUGCGCCUCCGCUGAGCGAAAGGCCACAGCUCCCACCUGCGGAGGAUUCUAAAAUGAUCUUUGCCUGGGACGGCCUAUGGGUUCAGGGAAGUGUCACCAACCAUUGCGCGCAGGUGGGCGAGCUGGCCUGCCUUCUCCGAAGCAAACUUUUCCCAGCAACCGGGCGCAGCUACGGAGACUUAAAAGAUCCCUGCGGGGUCAUGGGCAUCCGCAGGGACCUCUACCGCGGGAGAUUCCUUGACUUUUGACCUGUCUAAUGGAGUGGUCUUCAGCCGCCCACCGCAGGUCCUGCGCGUCCCGGGCAUGCGAGGGCCCGCAGACUACCCAAGACAGGCCUUACAGGUGCAGUGUGGUCCUUUCGACUGGGGACCCCCAUAUGACCGUCGCCUGCUUCGCUGUUGCUGUGUGGGUCAGGCCUUGGUUAUGAGCCCAUCUGGGUGUGGGGUGGUCACAGCUGGGUUUGUUCCCGACUUGAAGUUGUGGAGGUGCCGGGGGUGACCCCGGGUUUUCAGGUUUUCUGGAAGAUGUAGGGCCUGAUUAGGAUUUAUGACCAAUGUUCAGGUACAGAAGCUGAUAAACCACCCAGAGCAGUAACACUUUUAUUUUAAACAGAGAAGUUUUCUCUUAAUUUCUUUCUGGGUAGUAAAAGGAACAUGUUUUAUUAUUUGCAUAAAUACUUGACUCUAAGCAUUGACCUUUGAAAACGCGUGUAUUAACAACUUUUAUUAAGAAAGUGCACUCUAUAUAACAUCUUCUUGCAUUAUGAUAUCUCAUUAGCCAAUACACAUGCAGCUAUGUAACCCACAACAGCAGAUGGCCUAUCCUUUUGCUUUUGUUUUUAAGGGAUCAAAAUAUUUCAAGGCAUGCCAUGAGGAAGGGUGUGAGGGGGAGGGGAUAUGCCUCAGACAAUGUUGGAGUUUUGAUUUCCAUGUUUUUUCAAGAUCCAGGCUUGUGGUCGCUAUAU